AUGGCGGAACACAGCAUUCGUCGAUGGGGUCGGGGGCGGUCGAAUCGAUCGGCUAGAUCCAAUAGAUCCAAUAGAUCGAGCCGUAGCAGACGGCGAGAGUUGGAAGAGGAAGAGAAAGAAUUCUCACCUGAACGAUCGGUGGACGAAGAAGAUGACAUCAUCUUGGGAGCAAGCAGCAUUGAUAUCCCCGUGGAUUCCAUCAUUUCUCCCGUGAGCUCGGAAGGUGGAUGCGGAGAUGACAACUACUUUGUGACUUCGCCACCGAAACGAUCAGGCUUGACAGGAAGCAUCUCGACUCUGUUUCGACGUGUAGCAUCCCGCGAACGUACUCGCAGCAGCCGCAGCGGUCGAAACAACAAGGUGAACAAGGCCGAAUCUGAUAUCUCGGAUAACGACUCCGAUGACAACCACAAGGAUGACGAUGGCAAUUCGACUGAAACAGAAGUGGCCAAUCGCAAAAGCGGUUCUGACACGAAAAAGAGCAGUCGAGGAGGAAAACGACGAACUUCUUCCAAGCAAACGGCCAGCGAUCUCAUUUCCUCCAGUUCCUCGUCACAAGAAGAUGAAGACGGUGCGAGUUUGGAACAUAGUACCGGUUCGGCAAAUAACAAGGCCAGGGACUCAUCAAAGAGAGACAGCGGUAGACGAAGCAGGACUCGCUCACGACCCGAUCGAGGCAGGUCAAACCGCAAACCAAGAAUCUAUUCGUCGUAUACUGACGACGAAUCCGACGAAGAAGAGGGUCAAUCCUUGGACACAGAUCGUCGAUCCGCCAGGAGUGGACUUGCCAGCCCGGUCACGACGACUAGCAACAGUGAGUUUCUCGAGUCCGAGUCCAUGGACGAAAACGAUCCUCGAAGAAGAAUGAAGCGAUAUAGAGGAUUCUCCACCUCUAUUGCAUCCCUCUUCCUAGAUGAGUCGUUGGUGUGUACCAGCAUUGGAUGCUUUGGAUUGAUUCUCUCGAAUCGAACCGAGUAUCUACUUCAAGUGAGGGAUCAUAUCCGUGGAGUGAAACCUUCCAAAAAGAAUCAGUCCGUCGACAAGCGUUCGCCAAGCAAAGUUUUUUCCUACCUCCUUUUGGCGACUAUUGUUCUGAUCUUCCUCACAUUUGUAAUUUGGGGAUUCGGCAAUGGAAAUGCUCUGGCAGCAGACCUCAGCAGCAGUGGAGGUUCGGAUGAUGGAGAGGUGGGAAAUGAAAAUGAUGACGGCUAUUAUUAUUAUGAUUCUCGAGACCAAAACGAUGCAGAGCAGCAACAAGAUGACUAUUGGCGAAACUAUCAAGACCAGUACAAUGGUCAAGUAGACGACCAAGCCAAUGGAGACGACCAAGCCAACGGAGACGAUGCUAAUGGUGGUAACGUUGACGAUGGAUAUGCCGCCAAUGAUGACGGAGCGGCAAACGAUGACGCGGCGGCAAACGAUGAUGGCGGGGAUGACUACUAUGCUGCAGACGACGAUGGCAACAGGCGCGAACUGAAAAGAACUACAGAGAUGAUUCCUUUCGUUCAUGGGGUCGACCGAAACUACCAUCGACACCGAGCCACCGGAGUCUUCAAGCUGCGAGACUGUCAGGAACACAUGUGGGAUCCAAUUUCACAGUUUGCCAACGACCAAUGGGAACGAGAGGCUCAUUCGACUAGAACUUUGGCGGAUGCUUACACCGAUGACUUUGAUUCUUUUGACUACGACGAGGCAGAACGAGAUUUAGCCACCGACAUUCGUACUGCUCUGUUCUUGACCUUCUUGCUGUUCCUCGGCGUGCUCGGAAGGCGCAGGAGGAUGAGAACACGAUUCCAACUUGUCCGCGCAAGGACUCAAGACGACCGUCUUUAUCAAGUCGCUCACUCAGGAAGGAGUCGGCACAUGUCCAUGAAAGAUGAACUCGAAGAUAAGGCCUAUGAGGUAGCCUGUAGUCACACUAUUCUCGGUUGCUACCCGACCGAUCCGCCCGAUGACGGUGAUCCCGGUGAAGAGGAGCUCGGUGUGAAUGAUCAGGGCAUAACAACGACCCGCAAGAAAGCACCCAAACACGAAGACUUUGUUUCACGAGGAUUCGCGUAUUUGAUGUCUGCUUGUUGUGGCUACUGUUGCAAAUGCUGGUUCCAGUGUCUUUCGGUUUGCGCGUUGGCUCAAGAAGCACGUGAGAUGAGGUUGCUACUGCCGCCAAGGUACCAGCGUAUUGAUUUCAUCACGCAUCAACCAUUCUCUGAGUACCAAAAAGACGUGAAUGAGCUGAGGCGUGGUUGGAUGGGCAAGAAGCGCAAGAAAUCUGGUUUCAUUCCUCAUUACAAUGCUCUCAGUCGACUUAGUCGCUACAUAUUGUUCACGGCAGCAAGCGCUCUGCUCGUGAUCGUGGCCACUUUACUUUUCAAUCCAAGAGCUGCAUUUUCAUGGCCCGAUGCGGUAUUGCUUUUGGCAACGUUUUUGCAGAGCUUUCUCGUCCUGUAUAUUGUCCAUUGGAUCUUUCACAAGAGCGAUUUGAGCUUGGAUGCCGUUAUCAAGUUCUUUGCAGCGGGAUUCGUCAUUGCAGUACCGUCGGCCGUGUUCUUUGAAGGGCUUCUUGUGAACAUCAUCUUGAUGUCUGCCUGGGCUGUCUACGAAUUGUUCCAUUCACUCAUUGGAGAAACAUUUGCCUCCUUCAUGGCAUCGAAUUAUAGGGUCAUUUGGGUGCUUGGCGAACUCUUCAAUGCAUACAUCGUGGCAGCCGUGACCGAAGAGCUUUGCAAAUACUACACCUUCCGAUCAGUCGAGCACCCUGAUCUCAUAUUCCUGACCGGGCUUGACCGAAAAUCCCACGACGAGCAUGCCGCGGAUGGAGGUCUCAUUGCAUAUCCGUUUGCAUCUCACAAAGUCAGUAACCUUGCACGGAGCAAGUCAUUUGACACGCAAAGGUCGGAGGAAGAGAAGCUCAAGAGGAUGCUUCCGUCCAACAACACUGCCGAAGAAUUCUACGAGGACGAAAACGAUGUCCGCACGUACAGGCAGAAAGCAGCAGCUGUGACAACCGGAAUGAUCAGUGUUGCUGUAGGUCUCGCUUGCGCCGAAAACAUGAUGUAUGUCUUUCUCCUUGGUGGGGCCAGAGGUAGCGCCAAUGCUGAGCAUCGCGGAGACGUUUACGAAGAAUGGAUUGUCCUCCUCUUCCGUUCAGUCUUCCCCAUUCACGCGCUGGCCGCGGCUCUGCAGAGCGUCAAUAUGGUACGAAAGUUUGUUGAGGGCUCAAAUCACAACAAUCAUAGGAUAGGAGUUGGCCGAAUCGUUCUCCCGGCCGUCAUUUUGCACGGUACCUUUGACGCUAUCCUCAUGGGAAUCAACGUGUACGUUGAAUCUGCAUGGGACGCUUACCUGGAAGAGAACGAGGGAAGAGUUGGAGAAGGCGAGCCCUACAACCCGACAACAGUGAACUUCGCUGCCUGGUGCAGCAUCUGCAUGGUGACACUGAUCGGGUUUAUCUGGUACAUCCGAGAGAACCGAGCACAGCAUUUGCGGCUGAUUUUGCUAGAAGAAGAGGAGUGCGAAGAUCAGGCUUCUUACAUUAGUCCUCCAAGCAUCGCACACAGCAGCAAUAGAGAGCGAACUAGGUCGUCGCAAAAGCUGCGGAAUGUGUGA
Messenger RNA from Seminavis robusta, 3606 nucleotides. The record is from the annotation of a GenBank genome assembly. NCBI's taxonomy places the organism in Eukaryota, Bacillariophyta, Bacillariophyceae, Naviculales, Naviculaceae.